UGAUUUAAAUGUCAAUAAUUUGAGGUUAGGUGCAAGCACAUGURUCAUUACCAUUGAAAAUGGAAUACAUAACGGACCUCCCGGCCCCCACAAACAAAAUUUUGUGUUGCGAAUGCGGCACCCCCAUUGACCCCAACCCCUCCAACAUGUGCGUGCCUUGUCUCCGCACCAAAGUCGACAUCACUGAAGGCAUCCCCAAACAAGUCACCCUCCAAUUCUGCCGCGGAUGUGAACGCUACUUCAGCCCCCCGUCGGAAUGGACCCAUUGCGUGCUCGAAUCAAAAGAAUUGCUUUCGUUGUGUUUGAAAAAAUUGAAAGGAUUGAAUCGGGUGAAACUGGUCGAUGCUGGAUUCGUCUGGACUGAACCUCACUCGAAGCGAAUUAAAGUCAAGUUGAAGGUGCAUGGGGAAGUCUUAGGGGGGGCCAUGUUAGAGCAGGUUUUCAUCGUUGACUAUGUGGUCACUCAUCACAUGUGCGAUGACUGUCAUCGGUCCGAAGCACAGAAUUUCUGGCGGGCUUUGGUCCAAGUGAGACAAAAGGCGGAAAAUAAGAAAACUUUCUAUUAUUUAGAACAGUUGAUUUUGAAACAUAAGGCACACGACAACACAUUGGGGAUUAAACCGAUUCAUGACGGUCUUGAUUUUUUCUACGCCACUGAGGCUCAUGCCCGGAAAAUGGUCGAUUUUCUUGCUGCUGUGCUUCCAUGCAAAUACAGCCAUUCGAAAAAACUGAUUUCGCACGAUAUCCACAGUAAUUUAUAUAAUUACAAAUUCACUUACUCGGUGGAAAUUGUCCCAGUGUCAAAAGACAGUUUGGUGUGUCUACCGAAGAAAUUAACUCAACAGUUGGGCGGUAUUUCCCCCAUUUGUCUUGUGUACAGGGUUACCAACUCGUUACAUUUGAUUGAUCCAUCAAGGGCGCAAAUUGCUGAAAUUAAUAGUACUGUUUAUUGGCGUAGCCCCUUCAACGCCAUGUGUAAUCCUAAACAACUCGUCGAGUUUGUUGUUAUGGAUAUUGAACCGAUUAUGGAUAAAGACCGAAAAACCUUUCCAGGACAAGGGGCCAUUUCAAAUAAACAUGUUUUAGCCGACAUUUGGGUUGUUAGAUCUUCAGAAUUGGGUGUUACUGACAAUACAAUACACACAAGGACUCAUUUGGGGCAUGUUUUAAAACCAGGAGACUACGUUUUAGGUUAUAAUCUUGAAGACAGUAACGUAAAUGAUGCCAAUUUCGAUAAAUUGGAGAAAAGUAGCAUUCCUGAUGUCGUUUUAGUGAAGAAAUAUUACGACAGGAGUGAAAGGAAGAGGAGAAGAGUAUGGAAAUUGAAACACAUGGCCCAAGAAGAAACUGCCUUAAUUACCGAUAAUAGGGACUACAAUGAGUUUUUGGAUGACUUGGAAGAAGACCCCGAUUUGCGUCAAAAUGUCAAUAUUUUUAAAGAUUUUACGAAACAAAUUGUCAUCGAUUCAGGCGAUGAUGUUGAUGAGAAUGUUCCAAGGAUAACAUUGGCGGAAAUGUUGGAUGAUUUGGUUAUUGAUGAUAUUGAAAUGUCGGAAGUUUGAUUAUUAUAGAAACCUGUAAUUUAUGAUUUAAUAAAGCAUAAUUCCAA
Messenger RNA from Tribolium madens (black flour beetle), 1609 nucleotides. It is a transcript of the gene Nmd3, whose product is annotated as 60S ribosomal export protein NMD3. NCBI's taxonomy places the organism in Eukaryota, Metazoa, Arthropoda, Insecta, Coleoptera, Tenebrionidae. Gene Ontology annotation, biological process: ribosomal large subunit export from nucleus. The coding region runs from base 60 to 1562 and encodes 500 amino acids. The transcript is spliced from 6 exons. The record is from RefSeq and is a predicted model, not a curated record. Gene Ontology annotation, molecular function: ribosomal large subunit binding. Gene Ontology annotation, cellular component: cytoplasm; nucleus.